Molecule: messenger RNA, 1285 nt
Organism: Wasmannia auropunctata (little fire ant)
Lineage: Eukaryota; Metazoa; Arthropoda; Insecta; Hymenoptera; Formicidae
Product: motile sperm domain-containing protein 1-like
Exons: 6
Coding region: 432-1073 (213 amino acids)
Cellular component (GO): cytoplasm
Source: RefSeq, a predicted model, not a curated record
AUUUUACAUAUAUAUAAACUUCUUUUCUAUACACCACUUGGACGCGGUGUGAAGUCCGAUCCAACGAGACACGGUCGGUCGCGACCGUGAAUUUACCGAGUUUACUCCGAUUAAAGACGAUAUUCGUUGCACCGCUCCAAGUGAGUCGCGGUGAUUAAGAAAUAUUUUAUACAAGUUCUUGCCGUGUAUUUAUUAAUUUUGUGAGCAUGCAAAUUGCCAGACAAGUUGUCUUCACACACGAUUCUGCAACUUGUGUCGUACUUCUUGCGAUUGACAGUGCGUGAAUUUUACAUAUGGGGAGAGGAGGAGGUUAUAAAAUUUAAUAUUUCAUAAUCCGUUGAAUGUUGCGUUUGACAAGUGACUUCGAUAAUUACAUAUACAAUUUUGUACUGUGAAAAGGUAUAUGGACAGAUUAAAAUUAAGGGAGAACAAUGUCGUCCACGUUAGCCACUCCUCGGAAAUUGCCAAUCUUUGUGUUUCCACAAAGCAUUACGUUCUACCUGGACGACCAGUCCACCCACAAGCAAGUGUUAACUUUGUAUAACCCAUAUGACUUUCCUGUAAAAUUCAGAGUUUUAUGUACUGCGCCGUACAAAUAUCAGGUGGUCGAUCCAGAGGGCGUGAUAAAGGCAAGUUCCUGCGUCGAUAUUGUUGUCAGACAUACGGCGGUUUUAGCAAGUAACUGCAAUGUGAUUGAUAAAUUCAGAAUACACAUGCACGAAUAUCCUACUAAGCAGGUAAUUGGGAAAAGAGAUGUAGAAGCUAAACUUCUCCCUGGAAUGAUGGAUACAGCCGGGAGGGCGACACCAGAUCCAGAUGUGUUUCAACAACUUCCAAUAAAUGAAAAUAGGCAGCAAGAAUCCUAUGCGCUCAUAAGCCGAAAUAAAACGAUGGACAGAGGUACGAAUUAUGUAGCGCUCAUCGCAGGAAUUAUAUGCAUAAUUGGAUUGCUUCUACCCACUGAAGGAGAACAAAGUCACAGAAUGCCUGAUUAUCUGCAUCUCUCUGUGAAUUUUAAAUUAAUAUUCUCAUUUGUAUUAGGUAUGGUCGCGAAUAUCGUUUUAGGGCUAUAAUCUUUAGAUUUUUAUACGAACGACAACUUUGUACACACGAUGGAGAAUCGUAGGAUAAAAGCACAAUUAAUACAAGACUUCAUUACAUUGGGCCUCCUUUCUUAUGAAAUGUACUCGAUUCUAGUCUACAGAUAGCAAAUUUCAAUUUUCUAUUGACCAAGAUAUUGAUAUUUGUUUUUUAUAAUAAUUAUUAUAUUAUAAUCUUAUAGAUA